Messenger RNA from Tauraco erythrolophus (red-crested turaco), 864 nucleotides. The record is from RefSeq and is a predicted model, not a curated record. Lineage: Eukaryota; Metazoa; Chordata; Aves; Musophagiformes; Musophagidae.
GCUCCCGCUCUGCCGAUCAUGGUCAACAAGACCUUAAAUUACUGGGGUCCCAGUUUUGAGGAGGACGUUAUCAACAUCAACGUGGGGGGUCUGAGACGGCGGCUCAGCUCCAGCGCCCUCUCCAAGUUCCCCGACACCCGCCUGGGACGCCUGCUCUCUUGCGACUCGGAGGAGUCCAUCCUGCAGCUCUGCGACGACUAUGACGAGAUCGAGUACUGGGGCAUCAACGAGUUCUUCCUGGACUCCUGCUGCAGCUACCGCUACCACGAACGCAAGCUGGAGAGCCGGCACCACAACUGGGACGAGGAGAGUGAGGUCAGCAGCGUGGACACGUCCCCCGAUGAGAUCUCCGACAUCAACCACGACCUGCUGCACUACAGCACGCUGCGCUGCGGCAACGUGCGCAAACGUCUCUGGCUCACCAUGGAGAACCCUGGCUACUCCAUCCCCAGCAAACUCUUCAGCUUCGUGUCCAUCAGCGUGGUGCUGGUUUCCAUAGCCACCAUGUGUAUCCACAGCAUGCCUGAGUACCAGGACAUGGAUGAGAACGGCAAUGUGCUCGAUGAGCCCAUCCUGCACAAGCUGGAGUAUUUCUGCAUCUCCUGGUUCACCUUCGAAGUGUCUUCCCGCCUCCUGCUCUCCCCCAACCCCAGGAAGUUCUUCAAGCACCCACUGAACCUGAUUGACAUUGUCUCGGUGUUGCCCUUCUACUUCACCCUCUUGGUGGACGUGACCAUGGGCAGUGACUCAGAGUUGGGCAACCUGGGCAAGGUUGUGCAGGUGUUUCGUCUCAUGAGGAUAUUCCGGGUGCUGAAGCUGGCUCGGCACUCCACCGGACUGAGGUCGCUGGGGGCCACCUUGAAG